UAGAACGACGCUUCACAUGACGGCCAUCUACACUUGACAAGAGCUCACCAUUCCGCGGUCCCUCCCACAAGGAAAAUACUUCCUAGCGACGCCCUCAACGUGCAACGAUCAUGCUAAUCGCAUGAAUCGCUUUCUCGAACCAAAAUGAGCCAAAAUUUCCCCAAGAUACCCUCCUCCGGCAACGUCUCUCCUCCCUUGCGCCCGAAACCUCGCUCAGCGAUACCCUCCCAUCUUUUGAAUGGUGGCUCUCCUCUACAUCAAACACCAACGACUACCCGCGCCCAGGAACGGGAAAACCUCGCUUCGUCCAUACAGAGCACGUUCAGCGGAAGGAAGACAGUAGACCUGGGAGACUCCCAGAGUACGGAAAGAACGAUGCAGAGUACUUCAUGGGUUGGUCUCACCGAUGGAACAGAAGAUAGCGAGUCAAAGCGACCCACAAGGCUACAGGAACCUGCUCGAGAUGAACGGGACGAGGCACCCAUGACUCCUCCAGCGACCAUAUCCCGUCCUGCGAGUCCUUACACAGCAAAUCCACCUAUCGACUUCGAUGGUCUGAGCUGGCCAUCCACAGGCACCCGCGAAAGGCUCGAACAGACUCCGGAAGAAGCUCAAGCUCGUUUGGACAAGCUUGCAGGUGCCGUCAAGACUAUUUUUGAAUGCAUUGGAGAAGAUCCUGAGAGGGAAGGUCUUCGCGACACUCCUCUACGUUAUGCGCAAGCUCUGAUGUACUUCACGAAAGGCUAUGAAGAGAAUGUACGCGAUCUGGUCAACGGCGCCGUCUUCCAUGAGGACCACGACGAGUUGGUCAUUGUCAGAGACAUCGAGGUUUUCAGCUUGUGCGAACACCACAUGGUCCCCUUCACCGGCAAGAUGCACAUCGGCUACAUACCUAACAAGAGGGUUCUGGGUCUGAGCAAGUUUGCGCGCCUGGCCGAGAUGUUCUCGCGCCGGUUACAGGUUCAGGAACGUCUGACCAAACAAGUUGCUUUAGCGAUCGCCGAAGUUCUCAAACCUCAGGGGGUCGCUGUGGUUAUGGAGAGCAGUCAUCUGUGCAUGGUCAUGCGAGGUGUUCAAAAGACCUCGAGCACUACCACGACGAGUUGUAUGCUCGGCGCUAUGAGGAGCAGCGCAAAAACGAGGGAGGAAUUCUUGAGCCUCCUCAACCGGAAGUGAUGACUCACAUUCGACCUGUUCUGGA
Exophiala viscosa is the source of this 1201-nucleotide messenger RNA. Its product is annotated as GTP cyclohydrolase I. Gene Ontology annotation, cellular component: cytoplasm. Gene Ontology annotation, molecular function: zinc ion binding; GTP cyclohydrolase I activity; GTP binding. The record is from RefSeq and is a predicted model, not a curated record. Gene Ontology annotation, biological process: tetrahydrobiopterin biosynthetic process; tetrahydrofolate biosynthetic process. The transcript has a single exon. Bases 145 to 1176 code for a protein of 343 amino acids. Lineage: Eukaryota; Fungi; Ascomycota; Eurotiomycetes; Chaetothyriales; Herpotrichiellaceae.